This is a messenger RNA of Nezara viridula (southern green stink bug), 10590 nucleotides long. The record is from the annotation of a GenBank genome assembly. Lineage: Eukaryota; Metazoa; Arthropoda; Insecta; Hemiptera; Pentatomidae.
CCGCAGAUAAAAGUUGUUUACAUGUGAUAUAGUUGGUUAGGCCUUUUUGAAAUUCUUAGUCGGGUGUCUCACCCUAGCAAAUAUCUGUGGUUUGUUUCUUAUUUUUUUUAUGAGAUGGAUUAAUUUAUUUUAGAUUCACCUGACACCCUCUGGUAUUACCUGCGUCGUUUAGUUGUGCCCUACUUCUGUGUGAGAUCACAGUUCUCUUUGGGAUAUGACAUAAUCAAGGCAACCGCUGUAACUUGAGGUUCAAACAUUCAUUAUUUUUAAUAUUACCAAUGAAUUACGAUGCUUAAAGAAAUAAUAACCAACAUCAUCAACAGAGCUUUGGGAAAAUAUGUUGAAAAUUUUGAUUCCUCACAGUUCACUCUUGGACUUGGAGAUAUCGUGUUUAACAAUUUGGAACUUAAAAGCAACUGUUUCGAUGACCUAGAUAUACCUGUCAGACUUCUAUAUGGAAAAAUCGGGAAAUUUUCACUUAGGUUAUCAUACCUGAAGUUUUUUUCAUCGCCGUCUGUUGUUGAAAUUGACGAAUUAUUCCUACUUGUCGUUCCGAAUCAGCAUGCUGUUUAUGAUGAAGAGACAGAAAAGAAACAGGCAAAUGAAGCUAAAGAAGCAGAACUUCGAAAGGUGGAAGAAGCAAAAAAGAAAGCAUUGGAAAAAGCCCAAGGUGUCGAAAAACCACAAGUAGACAAAUCUUUUGUAGAAAAAAUAGCGUCGACUUUUAUUAAAAAUAUUGAAGUGAAAAUAAAAAACAUUCAUCUGAGGUUUGAAGAUAGGAUCAGUCAUGCGGGACAAAACUUUUCUUUCGGAAUCACCCUCAGUUCGCUAGAAGUGAAAACUGUUCCUCCGUGGGGUGAAACAGUACGUGAUCCACUCAACCUAGUUUUCAAGGAACUCACGAUCAGCUGGCUUUGCUUCUAUUGGAAUUCGAAUGACAUAUUAUUUCAGCUGACAAGUUUAAAUAAGAAAAAAGAAAUGGAACAAAAAUUCAGGGAAGGCGUUGGAUCCCUAUCGAAUGUACCCCCAGAGUAUCGUUAUUUGUUGGGCCCUAUUAACGCAAAAUCAAAUCUAAGAAUAAAUAUGCACCCAGAAUCGGAUGGUACCAACUUCGCUAUCCCAAAAUUUUCUCUGAGUUUCGAUUUGGAGGGAUUGCUUAUUUGUAUGACCAAGGAACAGUAUCAAGACUUGAUAUUAUUCUUAGAGACGUUAAGCUUCAUGAAAACAGCGAGCCUUUAUAGAAAAUUCAGACCAGAUGUUAUGACAUAUAAGGGUAAUGCAAAAAUCUGGUGGCAAUUCGCUUAUAAAUGUGUGACGGAUGAUAUUAAUAGAAAAAAGAAAAAUUGGGAUUGGAAUCAUAUAAAAAUGCAUCGGGAUAAAUUCCGUGAAUAUGUAAAAGCUUAUGCUAAUAAAUUAAAAACUCAAAGCAAGGCAGCAGAAGCCAUUUGUAAACAGUACGAGAAUGAACUCAAUGUUCUCAAUAUCGUCUUAGCAAGGCAGAAAUCCGAAAGAGAGGUUGCUCUUCAAAAUGUUGCUUCUGUUGCAGAGGCUAAGAAGGCUGGAGGUUUCUUUUCCAGGUUCUUUUUCGGUGGAGGCGAAAAGUCUCCAGAAAUGGAAUCAGGUGAUUCACUAACUGUUUCUAUAACAAAGAUGCAAGAAGUCUUAACGCAAGAAGAGAGAGAUGACAUGUACAAAGCCAUAGGCUACUCUGAAGGUGAAACUCCGACUGAUUAUCCAGAAGUCUUUGUCGAAUUUGACUUAUCUGCGAUCAUCCACAAAAUUGAAAUCAAAUUAAUUGAUGAACACAAAAUUAACUUGAUGACAAUUUUGUUGACGGAAGGGGUAACUUCAGUCCAGCAGAGGCCUGCCAGUAAAUCGUUGACGGUACAUGUUUCAAUAGAGAAAUUCCAAAUCAAAGGUCUCGACCAGAAUGGUACGAUACCAGUUCUGCUUACCACCAAAACAACGGUUUCUAAAGAACAUCCUUUGAUAAAGGUUUUGUUCGAAACUAAUCCCUUAGAUAGUAAAAGUGUUGACCAAAAAAUCCACGUUUUCGCUGAGCCUCUCCUUGUCAUAUACGAUGCCUUGACAAUAAAUAACCUUAUAAAGCUGUUUACUGUUCAGGAAAAUACUGUUACUUCUAAAAUUCAAGCUGCAGCUCAAGCGAAAUUGCAAGAAUUUAAAGAAGUAUCAGCGCUAGGUUUGCAGAACAUGCUGGAGCAUCACGUUACCAUCGAGGUCCGUAUCAUCAUACAAGCAUCCUCUGUUCUUUUACCUCAGAAGGGAUUCUACGUCGAAGGAUGCCGCAUGCUCGCUGUGACAUUAGGUAAUAUAAAGAUUUUGACCCUUCCUAGAAAAGAAUUCAUUGCUAAGGAAGCUGUCCGCGAAACAGAUAUACAAUCAGCUGAAUAUCUAAUGGAGUACAGCUAUGACAAUUUUGUUCUUCAGUUGUCAGAUUUACAGGUAGUGUUAGCAAUGCCAGAUGAAAAAUGGAAUGUUCCAACUAGAGAUAUGUAUUUUCUGAAACCAACAUCAUUGACAAUUAAUCUAGGAAAAUGUGUUAUCACAGACGAUGCCCGUUUGCCGAAAUUAAAAGUCAGUGGUCGGUUGACAGCUGUACAUUUUUCUAUUGCAGAACAACGGUUGAAGGAUUGCCUUUCGUUGUUAAUGUCUGUACCAGUGCCUGAAACACCACCUCCAACCAUGACCACCUCUACUUUAGAUGCUAAAGUUGAGGAGAGUCUAUUUCGGCAAAGUACCCUUUCUUUAACAGGAUUCAGCUAUGAAAGACAUUCGACUCUGUUGGAUUUCGAUGUUGAAGAAAGAAAAACAGAAAUGAUCAAGCAGGCUUUUGAAGUGGAUGCUAAGUUUGAACUCACGGAGCUUCUUAUUGAUAUUCUGGUAUUAAACAAUGGACAUUAUGAAGAACUUCUGCAAUUCCGUCUCAAUAAUUUGGAGGCUGUUCUUACCCAAUACACUUUUGUGAUGAGUGUCCAGUUAAAACUUGGCUCAGUCAAUAUGAGACACCAUUUUGAAAAUGAAUGGCUCAAUGUUAUCAGUAACUCCUCAGCUUUGGACGAUGGGGAGAAUUAUCUCUUUUUCGUAAAGUAUAUUAAUGUUGAUAAAAACAUCCCUGAGUUUCAUUCCAAAUACAAAUCAACCCUACAGCAGAUUGAAAUAGAUUUUACUAAACUUGAGUUGACAUUGCAUUGCGAAGCUUUAUGUUCACUCAUGGUCUGGGCUGAUGAUUUCGCCAAGGGUCUUCAACCUCCUGGGCAAUCAAAAGUAAGAAAAACUGGUGACAACAAACCUUCUUCCAUCUACAUGGCUGCUUCUAAAUUUGGAAGCAAAUUAGAUCUCCGAGGGAGUACUGGAAAAUUAUCUGGAAAACUCAGGAAAAGCACAUUGGCAAGUAUGUAUAAAGUGGAUGAAAUAAAAAUAAAGAUAAAAGUUCGCCUCGGAGAGAUAGCCAUAAUUCUGUGGAAGAAUAAAAGGGUUCUUUCUAGUCUUGGAGUGACAGGCGGAGAAUGCGUUCUCGGUGUAAAGUUAACUUACACUCAAAUGGAUCUCAAGCUCAGAGGGAUUUACUUGAAUAAUCACGACCCCGACACUCUUUACAAUAAGAUCCUGACUUCCAAGGAACGAGCUGAUGUGUUAUCACUACGUUUCGUUAGCUUUGAAAAUAUUGGUAAAAGAAGCGGUGGAGUCGAUAUGUCUGUAAACCUCAGCUUUGCUGCUGUAAGAUUUGUUUUUAUAAACAAAUUCAUCAUGUCUUUAUUGAGUUUCCUUGAUCAUUUUUCGGCAGCACGUAAAACAAUUAUUGAUGCCUCUACUGCCGCAGCUGAAGCAGCUAAACAGAAUGUUCAGGACGUUUUUGUAAAAGCUACAAGGAUAUCUCUGAAAAUUGAUUUGGAGGCACCGAAGAUUGUAAUUCCAGUCAGUGAUAAAAGUAUUCUAGCUUUUAUCCUAGAUUUAGGUCUACUUACAGCUAACAAUUCAUUUAUGGACGUCAAAGUUCCGAAUAGUGAAGAAAAUGCUGUACUUGAUCGGCUGAAUGUUGAUCUUCGUAACCUCAAACUUAAUCAAGUUUUGUUUGAUGAAGAUGAUGUGACAAAAGAAUUAUCAAGUCAUGCAAUUAUUGAACCUAUCAGUUUUGUUCUAACGUUGCAGCGUAACUUAUCCUGUGGAUGGUUUCUUGAUGUACCUGAUAUAGAAAUUGGUGGAAAAUUACAGACUAUCAAGAUUAAAUUUAACAAAUCGGACUAUAAAUGGAUAAUGCAAAUGUUGGAAGAUAAUAUUGGAGAUUCGGGCGUUCCUGAUGAAAUACCACCUUCAAAAGCCCCUCAACCAGCUCCUAAAAAGACAAGUGUGGCACAAUUAGAAGAAGAAGCAAGAACGCCUAACGUUGGCAAACAUGCAGUCGUCAGGAGUACGCUAAAAUUCACAAUGGCUCUUGAAAGUUUGAUUUUGGAACUUGAGGAUAACAGCGCUGAUAAUCCAGAUGUUAAAGAGGGCCUGUCUCGACUGACACUCGAACUUGUCUCUUUGAAAGGUUCCAUGAUGUCCGAUGAAUCUCUUCACUUUGCCGUUAUACUUCUUGAUUUUGUGAUGGACGAUACACGUCCGUCUAAAGUUGGUAAAAUUACCAGGUAUAUGGAACGUAAAAAAGGGCCUGCUGAUGAGAUUGGUGGCAAAAGUAUGAUUGAUAUUACGUAUCAGCAAACACCCGAAGCAAAGUUUGCUGACGUAAGAAUUUCCAGUAUUGACUUGAUAUUGAAUCUCGAACACUUGACUCAAGUUGCCGAAUUCUUCAGUAAACUUUCUGACUCUUCGCCUGCUUCUGUUGAGGACAUAAAAGGCAUUUCAAAACCUGAACCCUCAAAAAAGAGGGAAUCGGUAAUGGUUACCGAGGACAAGCCUGAUGUCGGGAGGAUAUCAGUGAAUUUCAAAGUGGAACAUCCAGACAUUAUCCUUAUUGAAAACAUUGAUGACAUAGAUACAAAUGCCCUUGUUCUGGAUUUCGAGCUGACUAUAACAGCUAAUUUGGGAACUGAUAAGAGCCUCAUUGCCGGAUCGCUCACCGACCUUCAGCUCUUCACCUGUUGUUAUAAUCCUGAUAAACGGAAAGCAACUAAAUCACCUGUUCUAAAUCCAGUUUCAUUUUUGGUUUCUGGCUGCGGAGAGGAAGGCAACACUAGAAUAGAAAUUGAUUCGACAAGGAUUAAAGUCUCAGUUACGCCAGGUGUCGUAAUGCUUCUGAGUAAAGUUGUUUCAACUCUAACUGCCAGCUCUAAAACAGUUGCCGAGGACACGGUAAUCAAGCCAAUAGAUCGUAGCACCAUGUGGGACAUUACAGAUUUCCACGAUUCCGAUUUCUCUUUUCUCAAAACAGAAGUUGCAGAGGAUGCACUUGCUGAAGUUGAAAACACUGGUCGGACAUCAUCUCGUCGUUCGACAUUGACAAAAUCAAACAAGAUGGAAUCUAUAUCCUUAAAAAUUAUGCAAAUUACAAUUACGUUGGAAGCAGGGUUUGGUCGAACAACUAUGCCUUUGCUCUUUGCCGAUGCUAGUUUGGAUGUUUCAGCUUUUAAUUGGAGUUCAAAGAUCCACAUAGAUGCAAAAUUAUUUUUGGAGAUGAGCUAUUACAACAGCCAGCAUGCGAUGUGGGAACCUCUAUUGGAACCAGUACCAUCCAAGAAAAACCUUGACACGUUCAAGACUGACCAUUCCCCCUGGAAGAUAAAAGUGUUGGUGGAUACUUUUACUGAAGAUGACGUGGCAGUACAGCAUGUUUCUAAACAAGGAACAAUUUCUGAGACAGACUCAGAAAGCGCUAAACAACAUGCUUUGACAUUGAUAUCAGUUCGCUCUGAAGAUAUUCUGAACAUCACUGUUUCCAAAAAAUCUUUGGAGGUUCUGACUGGACUGAGUGCUACCCUUUCAGCUGCUAUUUUCAAACCAGAAGAGUAUGAGGGUGAUAAAUCUCCGUAUGUUGUUAAAAACGAAUGCGGGCUCUCAGUGAAAAUUCUGCUUGAUGAUGAAUUUGUGGUUUACUCUUCUUCCGAUGAGGAGAAUGCUGAUGUUAAAUUUGUUGUCUUAGAUCAUGAUUCCUAUAUUGGACUUAAAUCUAGCAGCGAGAUUGAGUACCUUGGGCUUUCAGAAGAAACUAAAGAAAAGUUUAUUCAUAUUCUGGUGGUAGAUUAUAAAUGUCAUAUAAUGAUACCUGUUCUAAAAUCUGCCAAGAGAUUCUUCCUAAUUGGUCAUAAAGGACCAGGCAAUGAUAAGUGGGGUAUAGUAACCGAUGUGAUGAUUACAAACGGUCAAACUAUGGUUACGUUAAGAGGAAUCAUCCAGGUUGAAAAUACUCACAAUAUGCCUAUAAAUGUAUAUUCAAUGACUGAUAAAGAAAAUGAGCUUCAUCUAAUCGGAACGGUAAAACCUAAUGAUUUGUUAAAUCUGCCUUUGGAUUCCAUUUACACUCAAACGACUGAACUUUUCUUCAGUGCAGAUGGAUAUACUGUAUCAAUAGUGCCAUACUUAUGGAAGGAUCUGCAAAAUUGUGUCCAAAAAUCUAAGAUUCUCAAAUGCAACCCAAAAUCCAAGAGUAACACUGAACCGUUAUUUCUUAGAGUCGAUGGAGAAUUAGAACAAAUCUUUUUCGAGAACACCACACGACACACAAUGCUCAGUAGAUGCUUCAAACUCAGUAUCAGACCUACGGUUACAUUUAAGAACAUCUUGCCUAUAAAGGUGCACAUUUUGAUACAAGGUAUCGCUGGUGAACAUCCUGUCCUACCCGCGAUGACUAUACAGAUACCUACCGCGGAGCCUGGGAAUUCAUCUGUAGUGAUCAGGAUUCCAGAUUACUUGGACAGAGAAUGGUCUUGCAAAUAUGAGCUUUUGGAAGAUCCGCCUGAGCUCUCAGUUUGGAGUUUCGACUCAUUCGAGUCAGAUCGUCACAUAACUAUUGAUCUCGGAAUUCACAUGGAGCUGAGCCACGGGACUCAUAUGUACACAUUGUAUUGUCCAUUCUGGAUGAUCAACAAAACCGGCCUCGGGCUGGCUUAUAAGCAUCCAGAUGAGGCUAACACACUUUACCAUCCUGAAAACUAUGCUGGAGUAAUCAUGUUCUCCUUUAGAGCGAAAUCAUUUUUCGCCAAGAAGAAAUCUUCUAUAAAGGUUCUCGAUGGGCCCUGGUCAGAUAAAUUUUCCCUGGACGCUGUUGGAAGUUCCGGAGUCGUCAUUUGUAAGCAUGGAGAUCAGGUUUAUCACAUUGGUGUUAAGAUAGAAUUAUCAAAUAAUCCUCUAACAAAAGAGGUGGUUUUUACUCCGUUUUACGUGUUCAUGAACAACUUCAAAAACCUUCCUAUUGAAGUCAGAGAAGUUACAGAUGUGAUGGAAUAUAAUUGGCAAACUGUUCCAGCGGAAGACUGUAUUCCAUUUUGGCCUUAUGGCAAGCCUGACACUUCUAAGCUCCAAGUGAGGAUAGAAGGAAGAGAGGAAGCAACCAUUGCUUUUCCGUUCAACAAAUCUCACAAUAGUGUCUUGAAAGUUGCGAACAUGUACGGAGCAAUUGAUGUUGAUGUACAACUCAGCGACGGGGGUGCCUAUAUAGCUUUUUAUCAUUAUGAAGUUGGUAUGGCUCCUGUUCUCAUUAUGAACCAAACAAACACAGUCGUGGACUUGUGUGACUCGUCAGCCAAAGAUAAAAUUUAUUCCCUGGAUCCAAGGCAAAAAAUGCUGUUUACGUGGGAAAAAAUAAGUGAUAAUCAUCACAUAUCAUUUUGUAAAGGAGAAUUCACAAGUGAUCUUAAAGAGGAUAAUAUGGGUCCUUUUAUUGUAAGAAACAAACAACAGUUAUACUGGAGCACCUUCCUGUAUGGGCCGCAAAGGGUAUUCCUGAUAACUGAUUCUCAAAUCAUCGCUGCCGAAUCAAUAAAUUUGUCCGAUUAUGAAAUAAUUUCUAAUUCGAUCGAGGUAAGACUACAAGGUAUUGGUCUUUCCCUUGUCGACAACAAUAAGAAGAGAGAACUCCUCUAUAUCAGUUUGUCCAGCUCUGAUGUGGUAUGGGAAGCACGCAAGCUCGAUAAGAAGCCAUUCAAAAAGCUGUCGGUCAAUGACAGCGCUGCCAUCGAACGAUCCUACAAAGACUACAUUGACUCCUGUAGCUAUGGCUUCGAGACAAAUCCAGUGGUCAAAGUCAACAACAGGAUUACUGUUGAUUUCGCGGCAAUGAAGAUGACAUUACCUACAGAGAAAGAACUCCAUCGCUGUUUCGUUGAUGGGGUCUGGAUAAAUCUUAAGAGUUCCACAUAUUUGACAAGAUUUCAUAUGAAGAUCAAUAGCAUCCAGAUCGACCAACAAGUCUACGAUUGCGUUUUUCCUGUGAUUUUUGCGCCAGUGCCUCCUCCAAAAUCUGUGAUGGCCCAACUAACUCCAAAACCGUUCUUAGAAGUAAGUUUGGUCAAACUGAGUAACCAGUUCAGCCACCUUCAGCAGUUCAAAUAUUUUGGAAUCCUAAUUCAGGAAUUCCACUUCAGGGCCGAUACCGGUGUCCUGUCCAAUCUCAUGUACUUUUUCGAACCCGCAGAUGCGUCCGAGGAAACUCAAAUAGCGCUGAUGGAUGCAGAUGUAAAGCGAGCUCAGGAGCCUUUGAGUUUCUUUGUAUGGCAGACUUCGAAACAGGAAUUGAAAAAUUAUUACAGCAAACUUCAUUUGUCUCCUUUAAAGAUGCACAUAAGCUUUUCGUUAAGCAGCGGAGAGAGUUCCACCGGAGAGGAUAGCCUCAUGCCACCGAUAGUGUCAGUUUUCAUGCAUAGCUUUGGUGUGACACUUACAGAUGUUGAUGAUGUCUUAUUCAGAAUCAACUGUUUCGAGCGACAAUCACUUUUCGUGACUCAAUCUCAGCUGUUGAGAGAGGUGCAAGGUCACUACGUGAGCCAAAUCUUGCAGCAAAUCUACGUCGUUAUCUUAGGUCUGGACGUUAUCGGCAACCCUUUUGGUCUGAUUUCUGGAUUGAAGACUGGAGCUACGGAUUUUUUCUAUGAACCUAUUCAGGGAGCCAUCCGUGGUCCAGGAGAAUUCGCAGAAGGCCUGGUGCUAGGUGUGAGAUCGCUGUUUGGGCACACAGUCGGAGGUGCGGCCGGCGCUGUAUCUAAAAUGACUGGAGCUUUAGGUAAGGGAUUAGCAGCUCUCACGUUUGAUGAUGAUUACCAGAGGCAUAGGAGAGAAAUGCAGCGUUCCAAGCCUGCGACGAUGCAAGAAGGUUUUGCUCGCAGCGGCAAAGGUCUAGUUAUGGGUGUCAUAGAAGGUGUGGGAGGUGUUGUCACCAAGCCGCUGUCUGGUGCUAAACAAGAAGGUGUGUCAGGGUUCUUCAAGGGCGUUGGCAAAGGAAUGGUUGGCCUCAUCACGCGACCAACAGCUGGCAUCGUAGACUUUGCUAGCGGUUCACUUGGAGCUGUGAGAAGAGCAACAGAAGUUUCCAGUGAAUUGCCACGUAAACGAAUCCCUCGUUACAUAAGGCCAGAUGGAUUGAUCAAACCAUAUUGUGAACAAGAAGCAGAAGGCAACAAGUACCUUCAGGAACUUGAUAAAGGAAAGUACGCAAAGACUGAUGAAUAUGUCUUCCACAUGCCCAUUGGCUAUGCAACAAAAUACAAAGAUGUCCUCUUGCUAACUGAUUGUCGAAUGAUCUACCUCGCUUACAAUGAGAUAUUUGGAGGUUACCAGCUUGAAUGGGGGCACACUUGGUUGGAAAUAACCAAAGAACCCGAAAUAGUAAAUGAUGGAAUCAAGUUCUGGAUUGAUAAAAAGACUACUAUCAAAACUUUCUUCACUUCUCCUGACAGUGGCAAGAUAUUGUUUAUCGACAGUCUCAGUCUUAAAAAUCAUGUGCUGCAAUUGAUGAACCAGAUGAUUUUGAAGAAUGCCGCUGCUCUUAAUCAAAAAGGAUCUUCCAAUAUGUCGCUUUCUUCCACAGCAGAGGUGUGUAAGCAGUCUAAACAUUAGAAAUAUAGUUAAGGAAACGUCCAAACGCUUAAUGUUUCUGUAACUGCUUCCAUUUCUAUUCAGGGAUCAGUUUAAAAUUAAAGUGCCUCUUUUUAAAAUAUAUAUAACAUGAUAUUAUAUAUAUGGAUCUUAUAAUAUAGAUAUAUAUAUCAUAUCAUAAAUCAGAUCUGUUCAUUGCGGCAAGCCAUCAUAAAAGCCUGUGAUUUUAAUCUUUGUGUAAUCAAAAGUUAAUCUUAUUGUUGUACAAAUGGAAAGCUUUAAAUAAAUCCAGAAAGUUCUUACUGGUAUAUCUUGUAGCCUUAAUAAAGUCAUUUAAAGUUCGAUUAAGUUUUUCUCAAAAUAUCUUAAGAUCUUAUGCAAACUCUAUUGUUAUAAUGUACUGUUCUUUAUCACAGUAAUGAAUGUUUUGUACAGUAAUUUAAUUUUAUUAUUUGUUAACAAAUAAAUCAAAAAUCGUAAUUGUAAUUAACAAUUUUAUAAUCGUACUAUAAUGGCGAAGAGACGCUUUUAAUUUAUGUGAAAUUUAUGUUUAUUUUUGUCACAAGUUUUCUUAAUAAAUUGCUUUUGUUCACGAGUUUGUUA